Messenger RNA from Acanthosepion pharaonis, 789 nucleotides. The record is from the annotation of a GenBank genome assembly. Lineage: Eukaryota; Metazoa; Mollusca; Cephalopoda; Sepiida; Sepiidae.
AUGUAUUCUAACCAUCACAGUCAUGUUCAUCACUUAGAGAAAUUGAAUGUGAAAGAUCAUGUCGUGCUGGAUCAUGCAAGUGCCCAAUCACAUGACCCGGAACAACAUGCAGAACAUGAAAGCCUUCAUGGGCAUGAAGGUGCCGUUAAUGUUCAUAGCCUCAUUGGGGUUGCAUUGGUAGCUGGAUUUAUCACCAUGCUUCUAAUAGAUCAACUUUGUGGGGGAUCUCAUGUGCAUUCAGCACCAGAUGUUGAGCACACUCAGUCACCAAGUCAGAAUCGAAACAAGAUUACAGCUACAUUAGGAUUAGUGAUACAUGCAGCAGCUGAUGGUAUUGCACUUGGUGCAGCAAUUACAAUGUCAGAGGAUAGAGUCACAAUGAUUGUGUUUCUGGCAAUCAUGUUACAUAAAGCACCUGCUGCUUUUGGGCUUGUAUCAUUUUUAAUGCAUGAUGGUUUGGAGAGAUCACGGAUCAAACGUCACUUGUUUGCAUUCUCUGUGUCAGCUCCAUUGUUAGCCAUUAUAACCUUUUUUGGCUUGAGUCAGCAAAGUAAAGAAACUCUAUCAGAUUUGCAUGCAACUGGUUUUGCUCUUUUGUUCAGCGCUGGGACAUUCCUAUAUGUAGCCACAAUCCAUGUUUUACCAGAAGUGGCCAACUCCUCUUCCUCCUCUUCACAUGAUGGAGUCAGUAUCAUGAGAGAACAGAAAGGAUUUAAUAAAAAAGAACUGAUAACUUUUGUUAUAGGAUCAGCCAUUCCUGUCUUUUUGGCUGUGGGUCAUAAGCAUUGA